UGCUUUUCCCCUCAAACACUCUCUUUCUUUCUCUCACUCGCUUCUCAGCUUGUAGUGCUGUAGUUCUUAUACAGCACACUUCAUAAGCCUAUAUGUCUUCUUGGAUUCCUCUUCAUCUUUUUUAACUCAAAUGGCCGCGAAUAAAGUCACAGCUCGUCAGAGCAAGAAGAGAAAAGAUUUUAUACCUUAUUUUUUAGGGUUUGUCCUGUUCUUGUAUUGCAGCGUUCAGCUUGUGUCAUUCACAGCCAAUACAACUGACUGGAGCCACACGAUAAGGGUGCGCCGUGCACUUGAGAAUGAGACAGAGUGUAUAGCACCUCACUCGUCGGAAUUCCCUGAUGGCUUCUUCACCGUGCAGGAGAGGAAGGAUGGAGGCCUCGUCAUCUACUUCUUGCUCAUUUUCUACAUGCUCUUGGCCGUUGCGAUAGUCUGUGAUGACUACUUCCUCCCAUCCUUAGAAGUCAUCAGUGAGCGUUUGGGACUGUCUCAAGAUGUCGCUGGUGCUACAUUCAUGGCCGCCGGGAGUUCUGCACCUGAGCUGGUCACAGCCUUUCUAGGUGUUUUUGUGACAAAGGGGGACAUUGGGGUCAGCACCAUAGUGGGCUCAGCUGUGUACAACCUCUUGGGCAUCUGUGCUGCAUGCGGACUUUUGGCCUCUAUGGCAGGACGUCUCACCUGCUGGCCAUUGUUCAGGGAUUGCUUGGCGUACGGCAUCAGUGUCGCCGCUGUUAUUGCCAUCAUUUCUGAUAACAAGGUGUACUGGUACGAUGCGGCCUGUCUCCUCCUGGUCUACGGAAUCUACAUUGUCGUCCUAUGCUUUGACCUCCGUAUCAGUGAGUUUGUCCUGAGGAAGAUCAGUCCUUGUUGCACCUGCCUGGGUAAAGGCUCUGGGGAGAAAAGCGAAACGAGACCCUUGAUGGGUCUCUGGCACGACGACACAAGCCUCCGAGUCCACAGCCGCUCCAGGACGGACAGUGGAAUCUUCCAGGAUGACUCUGGAUAUUCCCAUCUGUCCCUUAGCUUGCAUGGCCUCAAUGAAAUUCCCGAUGAGCAUAAAGGUGUGUUCACUGUGCCCGAGAGCGAUUUGAAACGGAUCCUCUGGGUUCUGUCCCUACCGAUCAUCGUCCUGCUUUUCCUCACCGUCCCUGACUGCAGAAGGCGGUUCUGGAAGCAAUGGUUCGUCAUCACCUUCUUCAUGUCCGCAGUCUGGAUCUCAGGUUUCACUUACAUCCUGGUUUGGAUGGUCACUGUUGUUGGUGAGACACUCGGCAUUCCCGAUACGGUAAUGGGACUCACAUUGCUUGCAGCUGGAACCAGUAUACCCGACACUGUAGCCAGUGUCAUGGUGGCCAGAGAAGGGAAAGCUGACAUGGCCAUGUCCAACAUUGUGGGCUCAAACGUGUUCGACAUGCUGUGUCUGGGUUUGCCGUGGUUCAUCCAGACUGCAUUUGUGGAUACCAACAACCCCGUGGAGGUUAACAGCACUGGGCUGGUGUUUAUAUCCUUAACGCUCUUGUUUUCCAUCGUCUUCCUCUUCGUGGCCGUCCAUGUGAAUGGGUGGAAAUUGGAUUGGAAAUUAGGACUCGUUUCCCUGGUUUGCUACAUCCUCUUUGCUACUCUGUCUAUCCUAUAUGAGCUGGGGAUUAUUGGAAAUAAUCCUUUAAGACUGUGCAGCGACUGAGAAAUGACCCUCUCCAGGACCAAAGCCAUGUUUACCAAGACACUUGAGAAAAUAUUUCAAACAUGUUUCAACUCGUGCAUCCUCACAAUUAAAUCUGCUGUGCCAUGAAGCAUGGUCCGCUUUGUAUUGUCUCAGGAAGAGGGUGACAUGUCAACGUACCAAAGAUCACUUUGUUGGUGUAAACGUUCAAUUGGUUUACCACCACGAUGUGAAACUUUCUCCAGUAGUCAGCUUUGAGAUGUCUUAUUUAAAACUUCAAAAAUGGGAAAUAUAUUGCGACCGGAGUGAGCUCUCCAUCCAGAAAGAAAUAAAAGAAUGAUGUUGACUGA
Hippocampus zosterae (dwarf seahorse) is the source of this 2010-nucleotide messenger RNA. It is a transcript of the gene slc24a5, whose product is annotated as solute carrier family 24 member 5. NCBI's taxonomy places the organism in Eukaryota, Metazoa, Chordata, Actinopteri, Syngnathiformes, Syngnathidae. Gene Ontology annotation, cellular component: membrane. The record is from RefSeq and is a predicted model, not a curated record. The transcript has 9 exons. The coding region runs from base 131 to 1681 and encodes 516 amino acids. Gene Ontology annotation, molecular function: calcium channel activity; calcium, potassium:sodium antiporter activity. Gene Ontology annotation, biological process: intracellular calcium ion homeostasis; calcium ion transmembrane transport; melanocyte differentiation.